CCCUGUUCGGGCCCGACGGACGAAACAGUCGGAAGUUCCCCCCAAUUGCGGGCGCCACAGGCCACUUUUUCUGCAGUCUUGGCUCGGGAUCGGGGUUAAGCACCUCCGUUCCUCCAGUGCUCAAGGCAGCAACAGGCAGGGCUCCCGUAUUUCGUAUUCUGCUCUCUUUCACUCACUCACCCCGGCCCUGAUAUUAGAUCCGUGCUGAACAGUAAUCCCAAAAACCCAGGUCCGCUGCUGAUGUCAAUUGCGUUGAGUCAGCGGAACUUGGGACUUUGGGUUAUCCAUCAACGGCCCCUCGUCCUCUUUUUCCAUCCACCGUCGUAGCGCCAAAUCAGCAGCUCUACUAGGGUAUUAGCCUCGAUCUGGCUUUUUUAACCUUCUCUCCAGUCAAUCUCACCUUGGAUGCGUCAUCCACUGCCCGAUCCACCCUGCCCUCACGUUCCGAUCUUCAACUUCAGGGGAAAAGCUUCGGGGAAAGCACGUCUCCGACUUGCAUGAUAGUCAGCCCCGCAGUCUUUACUUAACACCGCCCUCCCUCCUCCAGCUCCACUUCCGCGGAGUUUCCACGCGCCACCUAAAAAAAAGUCACCAUCAUGGACGGCCUCGGGGAUGACGGCAUGGGUUUCGACAUGAACCAGAUGAUGAUGAACCACCAACAACAGCAGCAGCAGCAGCUUUAUGGCGGCUACUCGCAGGAUGGCUCCCAGAUGGGUGGUCUCGCGGGGUCGAUGUAUGCCGAUGAUUCGGCAUUGGCCGCGGGGGAUGACGCCAACGAUGCAAAGCGGCGGAGGAUCGCAAGAGCUUGCGAUAUGUGCCGGAAGAAAAAGAUCAAGUGCGACGGCAAGAUGCCCAAGUGCUCGCACUGUAUCAACUAUAAGACGGAUUGUGUCUUUACCCAAGUCGAGAAGAAACGAAAUCCCCCGAAAGGGGCGAAAUACAUCGAGGGCUUGGAAAACCGCCUGGGCCGCAUGGAAUCGCUCCUCCGACUCUCUGGCCUCCUCUCCGAAGAUGAUAAUGGAAAGACAGAUCUAGGAACGUUGGAAAAACGACUCGCCGAUCGAACGAAUGCUCUCAACGCGGCGAGAAAUACGAACACGUUUAACAUCCCGAGUGCAACCCAGCAACAAUCGGCCACUUCUCACAGUACCACACCCCACGUGGAAUCUCAAUCCAGUCCGCAUACCGCCGCGACUUCGCCCGAUUCACAAAAAGAGUCUGAGACAGAGGUUGAAGCGUUGUCAGAUAUGAUGUGCUCGCUGGUUACCAACAAUUGCGGCGAGACCCGGUAUAUAGGUUCCUCGUCAGGGUUCUCUAUAUUCUCUCCUAAAGGUAUUCAAUGGGUCAAUGAAAAAACGGGUGACACAUCCUUCCAAGAUAUGAUUGCCUCAGCGUACGUCGAUGACAACAAGUGGAUGUACUGGAAACCAGAGAUUUUCAGCGACAUCUUUGCGCGACGGGUGUUCAAGCCACUUCCACCCAAAGAAGAAGCUCUAUCCCUAUUCAAGGACUUCUUCGAAAAUUUCAACUGCAUGUUCCCGCUUUUCCACGAAGCGACCUUUAUGCACUUGGUAGAGCGACAGUACUCACGAGACCCAUAUGAGGGCUCGGGUUGGUGGGCCAGUAUCAAUGUUGUUCUGGCGAUUUCCCACCGCCUGCGUGUGAUGAGCAAUUUGGUGCCCCACGAGGAAGAUAAGAAGGCUUGGUUGUAUCUGAAAAAUGCGAUGGGGGUCUUGACUGAAUUGACAAUGCGGAACACUGAUCUCCUCAGUGUUCAAGCGCUGCUGGGCAUGUCCCUCUUCCUACAGGGCACUCCUAACCCUCAACCAGCAUUCUUUUUGGUUGCUGCAGCUAUCCGCCUUUCCCAUAGCAUUGGCUUGCACAAGCGAGGCUCCGGCUUCGGUCUGAAUCCGGUAGAGGUGGAACAGCGGAAGCGAGUCUUCUGGGUUGCCUACUGCCUUGACAAAGACAUUUGUCUACGUUCAGGAAGGCCACCAGUACAGGACGAUGAUGACAUGAAUGUCGAACUUCCAAGCGAAGACCCCCCAGAUAAUGUCGGACACGUGCCGCUCGCCGAUGGCAGAGGGAAAUUCAACCUCUUCCGGUCUCUCUGCGAAUUCGCUACCAUCGAGAGCAGAGUUUACAAGAGGCUGUAUUCUGCCAAGGCUUCAAAACAGUCCGACGGCGAAUUGCUCAACACCAUUGGCGAGCUGGACAAGGAACUAGAAGACUGGAAGGACAAUAUUCCCAUCGACUACCGACCUGAAUACGAAAUUCAAGCCACACAUGGACCUCUCCUCAUUCACGUCGUGGUUCUCCACUUCGCCUACUACAACUGCUUGACUACCAUUCAUCGCAUGUCCGUGCACCAUGGCUAUUGGACGAGUCGGUUGUCCAAUUAUGCUAUCCAAGGCUUGAAUGCCCGGCCGUUGAAUCCCAGAGUCUUCCUGUCCGCUGUCUUGUGCGUGACUGCUGCACGGGCUUCGAUCAACCUCAUCAAGUACAUCCCACAGGGAGACUUCGCUUGCGUUUGGUUGAUUCUUUACUAUCCAGUGUCCGCUCUUGUUACCCUAUUUGCUAAUAUUCUUCAAAAUCCGAAUGAUGCUCGUGCUCGGUCGGAUGUCAAAUUGAUGAAUGUGGUGGUCAACUUCCUCUCCACCUUGGUCUCUGAUGAGUCCAAUGGCAGCAUCAAACGCAUGCUUGGGCUGUGCGGUGAAUUCGAGAGAAUCGCCAAGGUCGUUCUCGACAAAGCUGAAAAGGAGUCUCAUGCGCGGAAGAAGCGCAAGGCCGCGCCAGAUGACUCUGCUACGCAAGAUUCGAAUGAACAACAACCCCAAACCUCUCCCUCGGCUAAACACGCAAAAGCUCCUCAUAAUACUCCCUUCUCACCUUCGAUGUUCGCCAACCAUCCCUCUGCUGGAGCUGCUUCGCCUAGUAAUGCGAAAGCUUUCAGCAAUGACCCUACCAUGCCACCUGGCUCCGGUAUUUCCGGUGACUUCCCGAGCAACGUUCAUGCCAUGUCUGGUCUGGGACAAGAUUUCCAAGAUAUACUGAGCCCUGAACAGUUGGCCGGUGUUGGAUUCCCCGACCAAUCCUUCCGACCUACCAGCCCCAAUACGGGACCGUUCCAGCAGCCGUUUGUUCCACAAGAUCUUUGGCAGAUGCCUAUGACUAUCGAAUGGGACUGGGCAGACAUGUCGACUAAUUUCCCUGUUUUUGAAGGCGUUGGUGCCAAUGGCCAGCCUCAGUGAAAUCAUGGCCAAAUGGCUCGGAUAUGAGGCAGAAAGCUAUGGGGGUUGUAUCUUUUAUUACUUAGAUUUAUGGCGCUUGGUAGCGGUUUCACGGGCUGGGUCAUUAUUUGGGCUGUUUUCUGUUGGAUUGAGCGUUGCUUCUCCCCUCUAUUAUUACUACUACACACCUUCCUCUCUCCCUACUUUCAUGUACAUUGAUGCGCUCGUCUACUCUUGAUCAAAGAGCAAAGGGCGCUCUGGAGUAAAGACUCCAAAAGUUCCACUCAGCGAAGAUAUCUC
Molecule: messenger RNA, 3530 nt
Organism: Penicillium subrubescens
Lineage: Eukaryota; Fungi; Ascomycota; Eurotiomycetes; Eurotiales; Aspergillaceae
Gene: atrR
Product: transcription factor atrR
Exons: 7
Coding region: 597-3251 (884 amino acids)
Biological process (GO): DNA-templated transcription; regulation of DNA-templated transcription
Molecular function (GO): zinc ion binding; DNA binding; DNA-binding transcription factor activity, RNA polymerase II-specific
Source: RefSeq, a predicted model, not a curated record